UUCAUCGGCAAAGUUGACUCAUAACAAAUUGUAAGAGGACACCAGGCGAGGUUUGCCCUGCAGUCUGAGGCCACAAAUAUCUGCAGCUGAAGCCUGAAAACGUCGCUCCAGAAGUUUGACUUUAAAGAAAGAAGAAAGAGCCCAGUUACCGUCAACAUGAUCGGUUUGAGGAUUGGUGUGCUUCUUCUUCUUCUUGUUGCUGGGACAUUAACAGACGACGGAUUGGACCUGUCCGACGCUCUGGAUGAUCUGGCGCCGUCACCAACACCUGCAAAGCCCAAAGAGCAGCCCAAGGCUCCCGAGAAACCCAAAACCGACGGGGGGCUGGACCUCUCCGAUGCGUUUGCACCAGAUGAGCCAGCUCCGACUAAAAAACCCAAGAAACCGAGUUCUGGAGAUUCUGGUGGUUUUGGGUUAGAUCUGGAGGACGCUCUGGGUCCAGACCCCAACCCCAAACCAGACAAACCUGCAGUGCACCCCACAGACCCCGCAAAGCCCCGAGGUGGUGGAUCGUUUGGAGACUCUGAUUUGUCGGAGGUCAGUGACGGAGACUACAAACCUGAUGGAGGACGCUCCGGAGGAGGGCGAGCGGUGGACCCCGGCUACGACUCUCAGGGCGGUGCUGGCGAUCAGCCUCAAGAAGCUGGAGCUGGGACAGUUGCGGGCAUCGCCAGCGCUAUCGGAGUGGCGCUUCUCGGAGCGGCGUCCAGUUACUUUGCUUACCAGAAGAAGAAGCUCUGCUUCAAGAUACAAGGAGGUGCGGAUCCAGAGAGUGGUAAAGGCCAGCAGUCUGAUCCCCAAGUUUUCAGCGAACUGCUCAGGACGUCCUAAACUCCGUCUGCAUCUGACAACUCAGUGGCCUUCUCUCCAAAACUGAACUUCAUCCAACUGUCCGUCAACUGCCAUCUUCAGUCUGAAGGAUUCCUCUUUCCUUUUACACAACUUCAUCCUCACUUAAAAACUAUAAAUACCAUUAGUUGUGCAUCAUUUAUUUCGAACCAAACCCAGCUAACAGCUGAGCUUUUUAUGAUGAUUUCAAUUAUUCCUUCCAUUGACAUGAAUUAAUUUAGGGCUGAAACUAUUGAUAAUCUUCACUGUGGAUUAAUGUGUGGAUUAUUCCCUGGAUGAAUGGAUUAGUUGUUGGUUCUCUAAAAUGUCAGAACAUUUUUGAAAAAUGUGGAUCAGUGUUUAGUAGGAGUUUUAUUCAGUCAUCAAAAAAAUACAUAUCAAACAGUAAGCAGUGACUGAAAGGAUUAGGCUGAAGCAAAAGCUUAUAUAUGCCUCUCCUGUGAUCUUAUCGAUUAAAUCUACCUGCCUUAAAGGAAAAGGAAAUAAAAAACAAGAUAUAAGUAAAGAAACAAGAAAAUUAUUCUCAUUUGUAACCCUCCAAAAUAGCAUUACAAACCAUUUUCUUAAAAACCAAAAAUUAGUUGCACAUUUUUUAAUUUAUAUUGACAUUGUUCCAUAAUUUUACCCCAACUGUAGAAAUACCUAAAUUUCUUUGUUUUCUUUUUGAAAAGUAAGUUAAAAAUACCGCUCAAUAUUUACUUUUAAUAUAUUGAAAACAAAACUUUGGAUACGGUAUGGAAGUGAUUUUAAAUGUUUCCCAAAGCCCAAGACGACUUCAAAUGUCUUGUUUUGUCCACAACUCAAAGAUAUUCAGUUUACUAUCACAGAGGAGAGAAUAAAGUAGAAAAUAUUUACAUUUAACAAGAUGACAUCACACAAGUUUCACUAUUUUUACAUAACAACAUUGUGUGGUUCACUGCCUCACACAACUCAAACGAGGUGUUUGUUACAGUUUAAGUGAGCUGAUAGGUAUUCCCCUCUCUGUAACUCAUUUGUUUCUUUAGCACCUUAAAUCCUAAAGGGUUUGUUCAUCCAAAAGAAAAAGAAAAUCAUUGGUAUCAAGCCGUCGUUUCCUUUGCCCAGAUGUUGAGAUAUCAGAGUCUGCAAUUUCUGCCUGUCAUCUUUCUUUCUUUUUAGUUUAGUUUCUUUUUCUUUAAGUUUUUUGUGUUUUUUCUGCCUCACUUGAGAACUAUAAAUACCAUUAGUUGUCUAUCAUUUAUUUAGAACCAGUGGAGCUUUUCAUGAUGAUUUCAACUAUUACUACUGUUCACAUGAAUUAACUUAGGGCUUAAAUGUACAUUAAACUGAAUUUAUCGACUCAUACUCUACGCUGAUAACACUGUCCUUUACAGACAUGUAAACCUGGAGGACGUGUUGUUUACAUCGACAGAAAGUAUUAACUUAAACAUGGUGAAAUAUACUCCUAAAAGAGGUGGAAUAACAAAUAAAAGCCAGGUUCUCUUUGCAACCGAAGUUCAGGCCAACCUCUGAGAGUUUACAGCUAUCCUUUUAAUCAUCAUGUAACUGGAUCUAAAUCCAUCUGAAGGAGCUUUUUGAUCGUGAUGUAAAACUUACUACAUGUAUACAUCCAAUAAAAGUGAGGUGGCAUUGGAAGUAAGAGAUCAAAUGUUGUAUAUGUAACAUACUGUGUAAGCUUCAGCUUUUCGUUAUUUGUGUGCUGCAAAUUUAUUGUCUGUAAUUUGAUUCCUUAAAGUUUUUGUUAAAGCUGCACCAUCCCAUAUUUUUAUAUUAUUAUUAUUAUUAUAGCGUCCGAUCUGCACCAAACUUGGCACAUAGUAUCUCCAGAUGGGCCUGAACAAACUUUUUUUUUAAAUAAUUAAGCUUGGUUUUCAAAAAUACGCGAAUUACUAAUGUAUUCUUUUAGCUAGGUACAAAAACACAAACGUUAAGUCUAUCUCGAUCAAAUUAAAUGUUAUUAACACUAAAAUGGAGAUUCUGGAUUGCCAGGACACACAGGUAUGGCAACAAAUUUGGCAAAUAUUGGCCACUAGGGGGCGCUGCAAAUGCGAAAAUUUUAUAUCCCAUGAAGGGCUCAUGCGAUUUUUACAGGGUACCAUCUAAGGCCACUCCGAAGGCCACGCCUACAAUUUUGUACUGAUUGGUCAAAGUGGGUGGGGCCUAUUACACCACCAAUAAAUGGGCCAUUGCACUUUGGUUUCAACUUUGUUAGUCUUUCUUGUUUUCAGAGAAUAACGUUUUUAGGAAUCAACGAGAGACAGAAAUUACCUGAUAAGAUGGAGAGUUUCUGCAGUCUGUGUAUUUUAUCAGUUUUAUUUCUCAACUUUGACUCUUGUUGCUUGCUGUAGCAGAGCAUCAGCCAGGAAACACGCACGUAAAGCCUCGACGGCUUUACGCUGUAAAAAGUCCCAUGAAAUAUCAAUGUGUGGAAAGAUAAGCCUGAUUGGUUUAUCGGUCUCUGGGGGCGGAUCAUACACACAUUUUGGGCAAAUCAUUUGAGAAACCUCUUGAAAAUAUGUCAGAAUCUUCAAUACGAUUUGAGUAUGAUGCCUUUCUGUCCCUUUUUUCAGCGUUUUUGUUGGCUUUUUUUGUUGCAUUAUUAGUUUCCUUUUUCACCUUUUUUAACACCUUUUUUGAUGCCUUUUGGUCGACCUUUUUGAUGCAUUUUUCCAUCUCAUUUUUCGGCGUUUUCAUCACGUUUUUUGUUGCCUAUUUUGUUGCCCUUUCACGCGUUUUCGUCUGUUGCCUCAGGGGCUUGUGUUAUGAUGUUAAAAAGAGUUGCACGCUGUAAAUACUUGAGAAUAAUGUGUAUAAAUCCUCUGCUUAAGGCCUGAUGCUGCAAUGAUCAUGAUCUCUGUCUGAACAUGUGUUUUGUUGUGUCUCAGUUUUACUUCUGGUAUAUUUACAUCUAAAGAUUAGACAAAUGUUUCUUUUGUGAGUGAUUUAAAGUGUGUGCACAUUUUCAAUAAAGUGGUGUUGUACAAUU
This is a messenger RNA of Perca fluviatilis (European perch), 3814 nucleotides long. It is a transcript of the gene cd99, whose product is annotated as CD99 molecule. The coding region runs from base 157 to 831 and encodes 224 amino acids. Gene Ontology annotation, biological process: homotypic cell-cell adhesion; T cell extravasation; positive regulation of neutrophil extravasation. NCBI's taxonomy places the organism in Eukaryota, Metazoa, Chordata, Actinopteri, Perciformes, Percidae. The record is from RefSeq and is a predicted model, not a curated record. The transcript has 13 exons.